Verticillium dahliae VdLs.17 is the source of this 1251-nucleotide messenger RNA. RefSeq lists its product as uncharacterized. Gene Ontology annotation, molecular function: DNA-binding transcription factor activity. Lineage: Eukaryota; Fungi; Ascomycota; Sordariomycetes; Glomerellales; Plectosphaerellaceae. Gene Ontology annotation, biological process: regulation of DNA-templated transcription. The transcript has a single exon. The record is from RefSeq and is a predicted model, not a curated record. The coding region runs from base 1 to 1251 and encodes 416 amino acids.
AUGGUGGGACCAGGGGAACCCAACGGACCCCUCACCGACGAGGACCGCGAACUCUUGGUGACCGCCCUCGGCAUCGAAGUUUACGGGGGCCAGCCUGCUCAACCCAGUUCAAGCAGCCCCCAGGUCUCCGAUAUGCCUCCUCCUGCCGGGGGCGGCCGUCAAAUGGUGCCGAAUUCCCCGGUGCCCAUGGCGUUACUGAAUAGCCCCCUUGGGCCGCCCGCUUCGAUCACGUAUCCCCAACAGGUGCUUGGUAGCCUCUACAGCGACGCAAGCGGGCCAAAUAUCUCUUUUGACAAUAGGCUUUUCCCAGGCAGCCAUGCGAGUUUCAACAACUUCUUGCCUCCUAGCGUACAUUCGACUUCCACUCAUGUUUUACCUGCCUUACACAACAUUUCUUGUGGAAGACCCAACUACGGACUCUCACAACCUUUCGGAGCGCCCCAAGGAACACCAUACCAAGUUGCUGGAAGCGUCCCUCUUUCUUUUACAAGCCCUCUCGACAACAGCUUCCAUAACGACAUUAGCCAUCCGUUACACUUGAAUCCGGCUUUCGACCCUCACCCUUCAGAACUGGAUCUCUUCGUUCAGACAGAAGCACAAGCACAAAUGAACAAUUCCAAGGACCUUUACGCUGAGGAAACUCAGGAGAUGAGCCUCAGCGUGCCUUCUUCGACAUACUUUGAGAGCCUCAUGGGCGACAGUGUGCUCGAGGCUGAUAGUGUCACUCGACAAAGCGAAAUUCGUGCCAUCCUCAACAAGGACAAGGUCCCAGUGGCCACUGAAAGGGACGAUGCAUCGGAAAGGGGCAGAAAGACCAGAAAGAGAAAAAUGAACAAGCUCGAGCCUGGCCAAAAGCGCCGUGCCCCUAAGAUGGUCGACGUGCUUCCCUACAAUGAUCCCCCGACGUGGCCGCCACGCCGGCGGAAGCAUUCUAAGAUGACCGAGAUGGAGAAGGAGCAAAUCGAUGCGGCCAAUGCGGAUAUUGACAGACAAGUCAAGGAAUGGAACAAGAAGAAGAACAAUGAGUCUGCCAAGCGCGGAAGGCAGCGACGCCAGAACAGAGUGAACCGGCUGACGGAGGAUCUCGCCCAAGCACAGGCUGAGCGUAACUUUUGGAAGGCGAGAGCUGUGACCCGGGGCGCCAGCGAGGAGGAGUGGGACGUAGUGCCCGAGGGCGUUAGGGAUGAUCUUGUUGCGGACUUCCGCAUCGACCCCGAUGAUCUGCUGCUGCCUCCCGAGGAUGAUUUUUAG